ACCGCGAUUCUCCAUCAACUGAUCAUUCUAAGAGAAGUGUGCCAGGUAAAGCGAUCGUCUCGAAGUCAGAAGAUCACCUUCUCAUUUGUAGUAGAUGGCGACUUUUCAAUAAAUUUUAAACAUACUUCAUUAUUUUUAUUCUUUUUUUUGCGAAUCCGAGAUGAGGAAAAAAGGAAUUUAAUGUUCAAGAUGUCAUCAAGCUAUAUUUCAAGAUGUGUAGUUUUUAUCUAUUUCCUCGUUGACUUGACCUGCCCAGUACUCGGCCAGGAAUGUCAUCAUCUUCCUGUUAAGCUGACAUCAAAUGACCGAAUGCAUGUUGUCAGGCCGAACACACAGUCUCGAAUACUCAGUCCAGAUAAAAGAAUGAAAAUUCAUGUCGAGUAUCAUCAGUCGCUUCUGGAACACCCCAAGGCACAAGAUGUUCAGAAUGCUGUUGCUGAAGUUGUUGACCGGAUGUCACGAACACUUUCAGUGAAACAGGAGCCUGGAUAUUUUCAAUUUAAAACGUAUUGCGAGAGUCCUCAGCAUCAAAUUAACAUCAACGGACAACCAUAUUGCACUGUCAGUUCGUGUUCCUAUUCCUACUGUGGUGGGAUAAUGGCACCGCCAACUUUAUCAGAGCCGUGCCAUGACUGUGAUGAUGGUGGUGAGAACUGCACAAUGAGUGGAGGCCCGUCACCGAACAGGGGGGCAGUUCAUUAUGUUUUAUUGGUUUCGUCUGUUGAUACAUCGUGUAGAGAGAAUUUCAUCGGUUAUUCAUACGCAUGCCGUAUUGAUGAUACAACAGACAGGCCUGUUGCAGGUGUCAUCAAUUUUUGUCCGAUCGGGUUAGCGCUGGAUAGGACCCAAAUGAUGGAUACGAUUCAACAUGAGAUGUUUCAUGUCCUGGGAUUUUCUUCAUCAAUGUAUGGCCUCUAUCGAGAUGCCAGAGGAAAACCCUUGACACCAAGAGAAUCAAAUGGGUUACCGGCACUUAAUCAAAAAACUUUUGAAUUCGAAUGGAGUGAUCAAGUGAUUCGCAAUUUCACAUUGGAUUGGGAUUACACUGGCGGGACAACGCAGCGGUCUGUCCAGGCAUUCGUUUUGCCCAAUGUUCUGCGGGAAGCCAGGGCCCACUUUGGAUGUCCUAGUCUGAUGGGCGUGGAGUUGGAAGAUGGUGGAGGAUUCGGCACAGCAAUGUCACACUUUGAGAAAAGAAUUCUUGCAACUGAAUCAAUGAAUGGAAUGUUAACGGCAGUUCGUGUAUUCUCUCGUAUCACCCUUGCUGUGAUGGAAGAUACAGGAUGGUACAUACCUGACUACAGCAUGGCUGAUAAACUCAACUGGGGCAAAGAUCUCGGAUGCGAUUUCCUUCUGAAGAGCUGCAAGAACUGGAUCGAUACGAGAAUUAACAGUGGCUUGUCUCCUGCCCCUUGGUGCAGCCGUCGUAAUGAGAGUAGUUGCCACGUCGAAGGGACGGAUGCUGCCGUUUGCAAGAUACGCACUUAUAACUCACCUAUCCCAGCAAUCUAUCAGAUGUUUACGGAAGUCGAUGGAUUCGAACCAGCCGAUCUUACGAGAAUUGGGGGCAACCGUUUAGCGGAUUACUGCCCAUAUCACGAGGUCGACAGGGAUUCUCCGCAUAACCUAUCCGCAACCGACUUUCACUGCACAAAUACGGAAAUUAUCGAUGAUUGCAGACAUAAUAAAUGUACAAACGGUGGAGUAUGUCGUGACAUCAUGAAUGGUUAUUACUGCGAUUGUCCAAAUGGAUAUUCCGGGGCUUUCUGUGAUUAUGUGAAUGGAGACUGUGCCACGAAUUCAGAUUGUCAAAUGAACGAGGUUUGUUCCUCCAACCAUGGUUGCGAGUGCGUCCGAAACAGAAUACGCGACGAUAAUGGACAUUGCAUAGGUGUAACAGAUGUACAGGAAUACACAAUAACUGUGAGGAUAACGGAAGUAAACGGAGUCCCAGCUGUGUACCAGCCAUCACUGACGGGCAAAUCUGGGGAAGGAUUUAGAAAUGACAUAGAAUAUGAGAUUCGCCAGAUGACAUGGAACGAUUCAGUCAUUCGCGGUGCCUUAUUGAACGUCGUGACCAGGAGGGUUUACAGAGGGAGCAUCAUGGUGGACCUGUCGGUUAUCCUACAGAAGAAUUCCUCUUCACCCAUCUCAUUGGCCAAUCUUGCAGCUGAUGCUUCCAUGCAGGAUAGCAUCUUGCGGAAGAGUGGCACUGCAUACACGGUGGUGCCAAGUGAAACAGUCGUUCGAGAUACCAACGAAUGUGAAGAUGGCGCGGGAAACGACUGUUCUCACUACGCCGAGUGUAUCAACACAGAAGGAAGCUACGAAUGCUCUUGUCUUCCGGGGUUUACUGAGGGAACAGGGGUACUUUUAGGACGAGAAUGCAUAGACAUAGAUGAGUGUCAGUCUAGUUUGGACAAUGACUGUUCGCUUGACGCCCAAUGUAUAAAUAUGAUGGGGUCAUACAACUGUAGCUGUCGUGAGGGCUAUGAAGACGGCUUACAUAGCGAUGACAGACCCGGUAGAGUGUGUCACAAACAGGCCAUCCCAAGUCCGUCGUCGCCCCCUGGACUUCCACCGGUGAUCAUCAUCUCUGUGUCUGUUGCUCUUGGAAUUUUCUUUUUGCUCGCCAUCCUCCUCAUAUACAUAUCGUUUUUAGUUCGGCGGAAACGGACAGGACCGCGAUACAACGAUCCCCCAAAUCCCCGAUCUUUAAAUCAACUUCCUCGUCAAGACACACACACUGAUGCUAAGAACAUCAGAGCACUCCGUAGUGACGUCAGUAGAAACCCCAUUCACAAUACGCCCCUCCCAAUUUACCAUCAUGAGGUUCCCCACGUACAUCGUACGCCAGACAGGCACCUCCCACAUGAUAAUUUUGAGUUGCCUCACUCACAUCGCAAACAGGGCAGGUCCCACUCACAUAAAGAUCGUGUUUGGUCCCACCCACAUCAUAAUCUAGAGACGAAUCACCAACUCCAAUUUUCUGCUAGGUCCAUAGGAAGCAGUUUAAACUCGAGUUACAGUAAGGCUUAUACGGAAUCCACCCAUCUAUCAACGGAACCUGGCUUAUGUGAGCUUGCGAGAGAUUUACAUUCGACGGAAGCUUGUACACCACACAAACUAGGAUAUGCACCCAGUAAUCGUCCAAUAUCUCACGAUAACCACAUUUGAUGACAACUUCACUCGGGCGACGCAGCGCUUGUCUCCAGAGUUUGUUUUGUAUUGGAUUGUUGGUGUUAGAGGACGGAGAGUUCCCGCAUGAAGAGGAAGCAGGAGUCAGAAGAGUUUAUUUCCACACUUUGCAAUAAUUUGUGGAAAACGGGGUCUGUUGAAAUUUCUAUAAAAAAUCAUAACUUGUAGCAAAUGUGGAAAAUAAAUAAUGUUAUGAAUUAGUACAAAAUCUAAUUUUGAACAUUGCCAUUGACUCAGACCAAAAACAAACGCAGAUUCACCGCCUUUUAAAAUCUAACAAAGAAUGCUGCACUGCCGUUGGUCAGAAUUUUGAUAUGUAUUUAAGUUUAAUUUCUGUAUGAUAUUGAUUUCAGUAGAACAUCAGAUAUUUCACUAAAUGAAAUAAUCAGCCACUAGGCUAUAUUACAAAGAGUUAAUUGCGAUUUUGCUACCUCUUUCCUAGUUGGAAUCAAUCGCAUUUAAAGGACAAAUCCACCCCCCCCCCAAAAAAAAAUAAAUUGAUUUGAAUAAAAGGA
Lytechinus variegatus (green sea urchin) is the source of this 3713-nucleotide messenger RNA. RefSeq lists its product as uncharacterized. NCBI's taxonomy places the organism in Eukaryota, Metazoa, Echinodermata, Echinoidea, Temnopleuroida, Toxopneustidae. The record is from RefSeq and is a predicted model, not a curated record. Gene Ontology annotation, biological process: cell adhesion; proteolysis. Bases 181 to 3177 code for a protein of 998 amino acids. Gene Ontology annotation, cellular component: cytoplasm; membrane. Gene Ontology annotation, molecular function: metalloendopeptidase activity; calcium ion binding. The transcript is spliced from 21 exons.